CCGAAAGGGCGGCAAAGCCGGCGCGCGCCCGGCUUGGGGCGGAGGGCGGAGGCCCACGGGCCGGAACAGCCGCGGCAAGUGGCGGCGGCAGCGGUGGAGGCAGCUGAGGCGGCGGCGGCGAGCGGGGGUCCGGGCGGCAGCGGCGGCGGCGGGUCGAGGAGCCGGGCGCGAUGGAGCGGAAGAGGUGGGAGUGCCCGGCGCUCCCGCAGGGCUGGGAGAGGGAAGAAGUGCCCAGAAGGUCGGGGCUGUCGGCCGGCCACAGGGAUGUCUUUUACUAUAGCCCGAGCGGGAAGAAGUUCCGGAGCAAGCCCCAGCUGGCGCGCUACCUGGGCGGCUCCAUGGACCUGAGCACCUUCGACUUCCGCACGGGCAAGAUGCUGAUGGGCAAGAUGAACAAGAGCCGGCAGCGGGUGCGCUAUGACUCCCCGAGCCAGGUCAAGGGCAAGCCCGACCUGAACACGGCCCUCCCGGUCAGGCAGACGGCGUCCAUCUUCAAGCAGCCAGUGACCAAGAUCACCAACCACCCCAGCAACAAGGUGAAGAGCGACCCCCAGAAGGCCGUGGAACAGCCCCGGCAGCUCUUCUGGGAGAAGAAGCUGAGCGGCCUGAAUGCCUUUGACAUCGCGGAGGAGCUCGUGAAGACCAUGGACCUCCCCAAGGGCUUGCAAGGCGUGGGUCCCGGCUGCACGGAUGAGACGCUGCUCUCGGCCAUUGCCAGCGCCCUGCACACCAGCACCAUGCCCAUCACCGGGCAGCUCUCAGCCGCCGUGGAGAAGAACCCCGGGGUGUGGCUCAACACAGCCCAGCCGCUCUGCAAGGCCUUCAUGGUGACCGAUGAGGACAUCAGGAGGCAGGAGGAACUGGUGCAGCAGGUCCGCAAGCGGCUGGAGGAGGCGCUGAUGGCCGACAUGCUGGCUCACGUGGAGGAGCUGGCCCGGGACGGCGAGGCGCCGCUGGGCAGGGCGGGCGCUGACGGGGAUGAGGACGACGGGGACCAGGAGGAGGGGCCCGACCAGGACCAGGAGAUGGAGCACGUGUAGAGCAGGCACUGGCCGGGUCCCAGCUCCAGCUCGCGCGGGCAGCGACCACGGGUGAGGGGUGGUCCGGGUCCCUGGGGCCUGCCUUGUGCCAGUGGCAGCAGUGCUGGGCCGGGCGCCUCCCGAGAGCACCUGUCUUCAAGGAGGACGGCCUGCCAGGCACGGAUGGUGCCCUCUCUGUCCCUGCACGGGCCCCACCCGCCUGCCCUCCCGCAUGGGGCCACCUGCAGACUCGGCCCUCACCCUGCCCAGGCGUGUCCCCUCCCCUGGGCCACGGGGACAUGGCUGAAGCACGGCCUCUCGCCUGAUGGACCCCCCAUGUCUGCCCCUCCUCGGGGUCAUGGCUCCACACUGAACUCGGGCCAGCCUGGUCCCCGUGGCUGCUGCCCUGGACCUCUCGCACAGGACAGCUGCCACUGGGCCGCCUGCGAGGCUCCCCGCGGGGCUGGAGAAGCAUUUGUGGAACUGUCUCCCCUCCCGACCUGCACACAUGAGGGACGGUAUCCCGGACCGCCCAUCAGCCCUUCCAGAAGGGGAUGCAGGAUGGCUCCCCAGGGCCCACCCGGCGGGCACAGCGCUCCCAAGAGCAAAUGGCACAACCCGGACAUUUUCCUUCAGUAAAACUCAUGGUAGAGGUGAGGCCGAUGUCCACGUAGCUGCUUAACCUUCUGUCUGUUGCACACGGAUGGGAACUCAGGCCUCAGCGCCUGAAGACCUCACUGUCUGCAGCCCGGCCCAGCCUGAUGGUCAGCGCCGCGGACAGAGAACUAACUGCUCACGGCCGGACUCGGGCCAGGCUCCAGGCCAGCGCCGCCAUCGGCUGACCUCCAGGCCUCGGUCUCACCUCAUAGAACAGGGACAGUGGCGCUGAUCUGGCAGGUGUGGGGCCUCCCACCACCUGGGGCUUCUGCAUCCCCAUCCCAGGCGCGUUUCCUGGCCAGUCCUGGGCAGCAGCCUCUGUGGAGCAUGGGGUUUGGAGGCGGUCAGAGUCAUGCUGUCCCCCCCUGCAGCAAGUGCCCCUGGCCAGGGGAGCUUCUGCUACCCUGAGUGGACCCCGGGCCAGCCCCCUUCCCUCAGCCCCAGGAAUGCCCUUGGGGUGGCCCCCAGCCCCUCCAUCGCCUGGAGACACGAACCCCGGGCCGGUGCAGCCCCAGGGCCCGCCAGUCCUGUCCCAGCCCUGCCACACGCGCGGCCGUUACUGUCGGGGGGGCGGGGGAGCCUGGGUCGCUGCCUCAUCGGGCCAGACACCGUGGGCUGCCGUGGCCUGCCCGGCGGGGUGACAGUGGCAGUGGGAGCCCCUCGGGGCUGGGACUCGCUGCCCACUCCCUCCAAGGACUCUGGCCCAGGAGGUUGGGCUGACUGCAUCCUUCCUAGUCCAGUCAAAGCACAAAGCCCUGAGGACUGUGGUCGCUGCACUGCGGAGGCCGCAGUGACACUGCCGGGGGCCAGGCCAUCACGGGCCCCAGGAAGGCCCCUCCACAGAGGCUGCGGCCCCGAGGGAGGCUCCUGUGGGUGGGGUUGAAUAAAGCGUGUCGGGCCAGCGUGGUCUGGGGCCUUGGUUUAUCAGAA
Lagenorhynchus albirostris (white-beaked dolphin) is the source of this 2606-nucleotide messenger RNA. It is a transcript of the gene MBD3, whose product is annotated as methyl-CpG binding domain protein 3. NCBI's taxonomy places the organism in Eukaryota, Metazoa, Chordata, Mammalia, Artiodactyla, Delphinidae. The record is from RefSeq and is a predicted model, not a curated record. The coding region runs from base 171 to 1040 and encodes 289 amino acids. The transcript is spliced from 6 exons. Gene Ontology annotation, molecular function: DNA binding.